CCUCUCCGGCGCUGCCUCGAGGUGAUUCAUGGCAGGGGACGUGGAAGGGUUUAGCUCCUCCAUCCAUGACACCAGUGUCUCUGCUGGAUUCAGAGCACUGUAUGAGGAGGGAUUGCUUCUUGAUGUCACACUUGUCAUUGAAGACCACCAGUUUCAGGCCCAUAAAGCCCUGCUUGCCACCCAGAGUGAUUACUUCAGGAUUAUGUUCACAGCUGACAUGCGAGAACGAGAUCAGGACAAAAUCCAUUUGAAAGGUCUGACAGCUACAGGCUUCAGUCAUGUCCUCCAAUUCAUGUACUAUGGAACUAUUGAACUGAGUAUGAACACUGUUCAUGAAAUCCUUCAGGCUGCCAUGUAUGUCCAGCUGAUAGAGGUGGUAAAAUUUUGCUGCUCUUUUCUCUUAGCUAAGAUCUGCUUAGAAAACUGUGCAGAAAUUAUGAGACUUUUGGAUGAUUUUGGUGUAAACAUCGAAGGAGUCAGGGAAAAAUUGGACUCCUUUCUACUAGAGAAUUUUGUGCCGCUCAUGUCCAGACCUGACUUUCUUUCCUAUCUCAGCUUUGAAAAGCUCAUGACUUACUUGGAUAACGAUCACCUGAGCAGGUUUCCAGAGAUAGAGCUCUAUGAAGCCGUUCAGGCUUGGCUGCGCCAUGAUAGAAGACGCUGGAGGCAUACGGACACCAUCAUUCAGAACAUCAGGUUUUGUUUGAUGACACCAUCCAGUGUUUUUGAGAAGGUAAAAACCUCCGAGUUUUACCGGUACUCCCGGCAGCUGCGACACGAGGUUGACCAAGCCAUGAAUUACUUCCAUAGCGUUCACCAGCAGCCCCUGAUGGAAAUGAAAUCGAACAAAAUCCGUUCCGCCAAGCCGCAGACUGCCGUGUUCAGAGGAAUGAUAGGCCACAGCAUGGUGAACAGCAAAAUUCUCCUCCUGCACAAGCCCCGGGUCUGGUGGGAACUAGAAGGUCCCCAGGUCCCUUUGCGGCCCGACUGCCUGGCCAUUGUGAACAACUUUGUGUUCCUGCUGGGCGGCGAGGAGCUGGGGCCCGACGGGGAGUUUCACGCCUCGUCCAAAGUGUUCCGCUACGACCCACGGCAGAACGCGUGGCUCCGCAUGGCCGACAUGUCCGUGCCGCGCUCCGAGUUCGCCGUCGGCGUCAUCGGCAGGUACGUGUACGCCGUGGCGGGCAGGACGCGGGACGAAACGUUCUACUCGACGGAGCGCUACGAUAUCACUGAGGAUAAGUGGGAGUUUGUGGAUCCUUACCCGGUCAAUAAAUACGGACACGAGGGGACUGUGCUUGGGAACAAGCUGUACAUCACCGGGGGCAUCACGUCCUCUUCGACUUCGAAGCAAGUGUGUGUCUUUGACCCCAGUAAGGAAGGGACGGUGGAGCAGCGCACGAGGAGGACGCAGGUGGUCACCAACUGCUGGGAGAACAAAUGCAAGAUGAAUUACGCGCGGUGCUUCCACAAGAUGAUUUCCUACAACGGGAAGCUCUACGUGUUUGGUGGCGUCUGCGUGAUCCUGAGGGCCUCCUUUGAGUCUCAGGGGUGCCCCUCCACGGAGGUGUACGACCCGGACGCCGACCAGUGGACCAUCCUGGCCUCCAUGCCCAUCGGGAGGAGCGGCCACGGCGUGGCCGUGCUCGACAGGCAGAUCAUGGUGCUCGGCGGCCUCUGCUACAACGGGCACUACAGCGAUUCCAUCCUCACCUUCGAUCCGGAGGAGAACAAGUGGAAGGAGGACGAGUACCCCAGGAUGCCGUGCAAGCUGGACGGGCUGCAGGUGUGCAGCCUGCACUUCCCCGAGUACGUGCUGGAGCACGUGCGGCGCUGCAGCUAGAGCGGGCUGCCGCAAAAGCCAGGAGCCUCACGGUGUCUUCUCUUGUCUUGCUUUGCUUCUUUGAUUUUUACAAACAAUUCCCCUGCAUCACUCCACUUGUGAAAUCGUUAAGAGGAUCUGUGGAAGGAAAAGAAGGACUUUGAUUCUCAAUUAAAAAAAAGGAAAUGAAAAGGGGAAAAAAAAAGAAAUUAGAACUCAUGAGCUGUACCUAGGUGCAAGCAGACUUAAAGGAACAAAACUAAAUGGUAUUUUAUGCCCUCUUUGGAAACUUUUCCCAUUAAUUGCCAGGUAUUCUCAGUUCUACUGGGCGUUUUUGUUUUCCCUUAAGAAACAUGUGAGGAUAAUCUUAAGGCCUUUGCAUGCGUUUUUUCCCUGGUUUUGUAUAGUAGGACCAGUAAGUCAGCCAAAAUGCAAAUUAUACAUUUUCUACUAAAUCAAAAAUGAAACAUUUUUAUAUUCAAAACACUAUUUCUAUGCUGCCUUCUAUUGUCUGCAUUGUGUUUGUUGGUGGUAAAAUAUAUGCACACACAUGCAUACACUGUAAAGUCUCUAUAUAAAUGCAUCUUUUUAUGUGCAGUUAGGCUAUUAUAUUUUAACUAGUGCACAGAUUCAGCCAUAUCUGUUGAAUUUUAGGUAUAGUAUUAUCCUUUAAUGAGCUAAAUAAUUAAAAAUUCUUAAGUGACUAGAGGCCUCGUUUGGUAACAAAGUAUCUUAUCUUUAGCAUAUACUGAUUGAUUCAGUAACUUUGAAUGCUAUAUUGAUGCUAUGUAAUGAACUGUUGAUAAUUUGUUAUUUUAUAUAUUUUUUUUUAAAGUAAAUAUAUCUUACC
This is a messenger RNA of Nothoprocta perdicaria, 2672 nucleotides long. RefSeq names its product kelch like family member 15 (gene KLHL15). The transcript is spliced from 4 exons. Gene Ontology annotation, biological process: nuclear protein quality control by the ubiquitin-proteasome system; protein ubiquitination. The record is from RefSeq and is a predicted model, not a curated record. The coding region runs from base 29 to 1843 and encodes 604 amino acids. Gene Ontology annotation, molecular function: protein binding. NCBI's taxonomy places the organism in Eukaryota, Metazoa, Chordata, Aves, Tinamiformes, Tinamidae. Gene Ontology annotation, cellular component: Cul3-RING ubiquitin ligase complex; nucleus.